ACUUAGGCCACGAACCUUCUGCUGCCCGAUCAAAAGACUUAGGCAACGAACCUCGGCGGUUGUCUUCCACGUGCGGCAGCGAGAGCGAGACGGGGGAGAAGGAGUCGCCUUCACCCGCACUGAGGCUCAACCGCUCCUGCUACGUUCAUUUCGCUGCUGCUCCGGGCAUUGCAUUCAUUAUCGAAAAUUCGAAAAUCGCCUUUUCGAACUUGUCGCUGUUCUUUUUAGCCACUGUUGCCAUUGUUGUUGCCAUUUGGCUUGUAAGCCGCCGUCGCGUGAAAGUGGUAGUGCAAUCCAAGCAUCAGGUAGAGAAACACACGCACACACUGGCAGCAAAGCUUUCAGCCAGGCUCCCUCAUAACUGACUUACUUUUCAAAUUAAUAACUGCGCUCACGAUCAGAAAUUUCUUCUUGAUUUAAAUGAAAAUAUUUUAACACCUUUUUUCAUAGCAAAUAAUAAAAAAAUAUGUCCGGCAAGAUAAUUUUUAGAAAUGCAACCCAGGACUUGUUAAUGAUGGAGUUUAUGAUUGCAAAUCCUGACUUUACCAGGGGAAUGGAAAACCGUGUUGUUACAGCCGAGAAGUGGGAAGAAUUACUUAAGGCUCUGAAUUCAGCUGGUCCUCCGGUUAAAACCAUUCAAGCAUGGAAGAAGAUUCGAGCAAAUCGGAUUGUUAGUAUUCGUUCAAAGCUUGCGAAGUCCCCAAGUGGCGAUAACCUGUGCCCGCUUGAGACGAAGGUGGCCUCCAUCUGUGGUUUGUUAGGUCCGCCUCAGGGCGUAGUUAGGAGCACCAGGAUCAAGAAGCAGCCGGUUCACCUUGUCCUGAAUGAGCCCCAAGUCAAGAAGAAGACCCUCGUCAGGCAGAAGCUCCUCAAGAAGAAGCCCAUCGUAAAGAAGCAGCCGGAUCUCCUUGUCCUAAAUGAACCCCUAGUCAAGAAGAAGACCCUCGGCAAGCAGAAGUUUCUCGCAAAGAAGCCCAUCGUAAAGAAUGAGAGCCUGUCGGACGACGAGGGAGAGUGGGAGGACGUGGACACCAAACCGUUGCACAAUCAGCAACCGGGGCCUAUGCCGAAGAUUCUGCAAACUCUUCAAACAAUGACUUCUCAGCAAGCCGAGCAUUUUCGUUACAUUGAGGAAAUCGAAAUAAGGAAACUAAAAGUGACCAAGGCCAUAAUGGAAAAUAUUGCCAAAAUGGUCAACAAAUAAAGUUCAAGUUGUAAGUUAAGCCUGAAUAUUAUUGAAAAAGUUAAUUUGAACUACUAAAAAUUAAUUUUGAAACUAGCAAGUAAGAAGUAUUUGAAAAUUAUGGAAAAUUAUCGUCUUAAGUUUUUUAAAGUUUUUGGACAAGAUUUUUUGAUAAAAUACAUAUAUAAAGUGGUUGAGAAAAUUAGUUUGAAACUAACAGAUGCUAUUAAAAACUACCAAAAAAGGUACUGUUAAUUAAGUUAAUUUUGAAGAAGUAAAUAAACAUUAUGAAACUAUAAUCUUAAGUUCUGAAAAGUUUUCGCACAAGAUUUAUAAAUAAAA
Molecule: messenger RNA, 1525 nt
Organism: Drosophila kikkawai
Lineage: Eukaryota; Metazoa; Arthropoda; Insecta; Diptera; Drosophilidae
Source: RefSeq, a predicted model, not a curated record